Pistacia vera is the source of this 939-nucleotide messenger RNA. RefSeq lists its product as uncharacterized. Bases 1 to 939 code for a protein of 312 amino acids. The transcript has 3 exons. Lineage: Eukaryota; Viridiplantae; Streptophyta; Magnoliopsida; Sapindales; Anacardiaceae. The record is from RefSeq and is a predicted model, not a curated record.
AUGCGCCGAGCCCUUCGAGCCAAGAAUAAACUUGGUUUUAUUUCCGGUGCUCUUGUCAAACCUACUUUCCCCGCCGAUCCUUUACUCGAUUUGUGGGAGAGAUGCAACGACAUGGUGGUUUCUUGGCUUCAAAAUUCCAUCACCCCUUCCCUCAAAUCCAGCGUGGUGUUUGUUGAUAAUGCUGCUGAUAUUUGGCAAGAUCUCCAGGACCGUUUCUCUCAACAAAAUGGUCCUCGGAUUUUCCAGUUGAAGAAGGCGUUGGCUGGUCUUCUUCAAGAACACGAUCCGAAGGACUCUGUCCUUCAAUUUCUGAUGGGGUUGAACGAUUCCUAUUCCCCCAUCAGAGAUCAAAUAAUGUUGAUGGAUCCCAUUCCUCCGGUCACUAAGGUGUUUUCUCUAAUUCAACAACAAGAGAAACACCAUCAACUGAUCCCUAGCUUUUCCCCCACUGAAACACUUGCCCUUGCCGCCCAGAAAUCCUUUCCACCCAAAUCAAACCAUAAAUCCAAAAAGGACCGCCCCUAUUACACUCAUUGCAAAAUAACUGGCCACUCUAUGGAAAACUAUUUCAAGCUUGGUAAUGCCAUUGCCCCUCUGUGCUCUCAUUGUCACCUCACUGGUCACUCUGUUGAAAAGUGCUACAAAUUGAUGGGCUAUCCUCCCUGGCACAAAUUCCAUACCAAGCAGAAUUCCCUUUCUGUCCCACUUGCAAAUCAAGCUUCACUAUCUGUCGAUCAUGAAUUGGAAGUCUCCAGUGAUGACCGGAUGGGUUUGACCAAGCUUCAAUAUCAGCAACUGAUGUCUCUACUUCGACCUCAGGAUCCUCCAACAGCGGCUUCUGUUCUUCAUUCGAACAUCACUUCCAAACCUCCCAAUUUUGCUCUCUCGGCAUCUAAAAUGUCUGGACCUGCUUUCUUAGAAAACGAUUGGGAAGGGUGA